AUAAGAGUGGAGUGUGAAAAAUUGGCGACUUCAUUUGGCGACUGGGGAAAGCCCUCGGUAACCCUAUUUUAGCUUCUCCCUUUUCGCCGCUGGCUCGGCGCCGGCCGACCGUGCUUGGGAAACCAAAUCCGCAGAUCCGUUCCCCCCGGUCGCUACACUCUUCUUUAUCCGGAUACCAAGGAAGGGUCCCGUGAAACAAGAACUCCUGGGAUGUUCUUGCAUUCAAGUGAUAAUUCAGAUCUGCAACUCACAUGUCGUAUCAUCGAAAUUACGCACAUCGAGUGGGUAUAGGUCCUGCACUUCGAACUGUGCCCGACUAUUCAACAUCAAUGGACUGUUCAGAGGACAGUGACACUGCCGGUUCUUCAGGCAAACCUAUUUAACAAAGGCUAAAAUAAUUUAAACCAUUCCUCUGCCUUAUUUAUAACUUAUUAACAACCGACAAGAUGGUUUGUAACUUACAUAGCAAGGAAAUUGCUGCAGCCAAGAAAAAGUUUUCCUUCUUGCGCUUUUACAGAAGACGAUGGAGGAAUCCUGCACUUGUGUUCUUGUCAACUCUCUUUGUCAUCGGUUACUUUUCUAUGGGCCAAAUUACUACCUUGGGGACCUUACUUACAAGGAUCUCAUUGCGACCUUGCUCCAACAGAGCUACUUCCUUGACAUCUUCCUUCAACAGGCAUUUGUUAUCAGAAGUAAUAACCAAUAAGACGGCACAAUUCCCAGAGGACCUCUUCACCUUGGAGCAACGCCAACACGGUGCUGUUAUUCUUCACGUCAUUGGGCUGGUUUACAUGUUUGUUGCUCUAGCCAUAGUUUGUGAUGAAUUUUUUGUGCCCUCCUUAGAUGUGAUAACAGAGAAAGCAGGUAUUUCUGAAGAUGUUGCUGGUGCCACUUUCAUGGCUGCCGGGGGCAGUGCUCCUGAACUCUUCACCAGUAUCAUCGGUGUCUUUAUCAGCUAUGAUGACGUUGGUAUUGGUACCAUAGUUGGAUCUGCUGUCUUCAAUAUUCUCUUUGUCAUUUCCAUGUGCGCCAUUUUUAGCAGAACCGUACUCGAACUAACUUGGUGGCCACUCUUCCGUGAUGUCUCAUUCUAUGCCAUAAUUCUUAUAUUACUCAUGACAUUCUUCCAGGACAGUGUUAUUUAUUGGUGGGAGGCUCUAGUUCUCCUCUGCUGCUACGGUUGUUACGUCACAUUCAUGAAAUUUAAUGAGUCAUGUGAAAAGUUCAUCAAAAAGCUCCUAAAUCGCAAUAAAGUUACUAGAGUUGGGAGCGCUGAUAAGCUUAUGCCUCACAUGGCGAAACGGAAGAUGAGCACACCAAUGUUGCAUGCAGGGAGCAAAUUUCGAUCGGGGCUUCUGCAACUGAUGAUACACACAAUUGAUCCUCUGCAUGAUGGUAAAUUGGAUGACAAAGCCAAUCAGUUGCAUGCCAUUGCUUCCUUAAGGGUACUGUUGGAAGCCCAGAAGACCAAUGGGACUGUCGGAAUGACAGGCAAGGGAGUUCCUAACAGCGUAUCUUGUCCAGCAUGCUCUGAAUGUCCCGACUGCACGCACGGUGCUCAUCCCUCAAUGGUAGAAUCUGCAAGUGGGCAUAUCAUGCCAUCGAAUGUGGGUGGGGGUGAGGGGGCACCUGAUGGCCAGAUGCCCCCUGUCGAAAUGUCACCCACGAGCAACGUCCGGGUAAUUUGGACAGCAAAUAAUAUGACGAGAAGCAUUCGUAGCGACCCUGGCGAUGGAGCUGUCCUCAGGUCAGAUUCCGUCAACAGCAUACCUCAAAGUCAUACAGAUUCCACCCAGAAUGUCAACAUUGUCAUGCCAUCGGAAUCUAAAAUUCAGAUGCAAAAUUCAAAUCAAAAUAUCCCCCAUUCCAACUCCGUUGGAUCACAGCCUCCAGAGCCUGUUGAAGAGGAGGAUGGGGAGAAACCACUAGACCUUUCGUGGCCAGAUACUUGGCAUAAACGGUUAAAUUACGUUUUGCUAGCACCUAUAAUAUAUCCUUUAUAUUUAACACUUCCUGAUACAAGAAAACCAGAAAAAAGGAAAUACUUCUACAUUUCUUUUAUUGGAAGCAUAUUAUGGAUUGCCAUCUUUUCGUAUCUUAUGGUCUGGUGGGCAUCUCUUGUGGGUGAAACUGCGACAAUCCCCAAUGAAGUUAUGGGUUUAACAUUCCUUGCAGCCGGUACCAGCAUUCCGGAUCUCAUAACCAGUGUGUUAGUGGCCCGCAAAGGAUUUGGUGACAUGGCUGUAUCCAGUUCCGUUGGAAGCAACAUCUUUGAUGUGGCUGUUGGUUUGCCACUCCCUUGGUUCUUGUCUUGCCUCAUUUCUGGUCCUGUACAUGUGAGCAGUUCGGGCAUGGCAUGUUCUCUUCUCCUUCUUUUCCUGAUGCUGCUCUUCGUCAUUAUCUCCAUCGCAGCCUUCAAAUGGAAAAUGAAUGUAGGUCUGGCAAUGGUCAUGUUCCUGCUAUAUUUUGUCUUCAUCGCUUGCAGUCUGAUCCUCGAGUAUGGUAUUGUUAGUUGCGAUGCACUACUUGGAAAAUGAGGACUACUUUACUUAUCCGGUUAUGUAAUUAUUCUUUGUCGAACGAUUCAAAUACUGGUCUAAAGGUACAGGUCAGGAUCUAGAUAUUAACGGGCCAAAAAAAUCUUCGAGAUUUCCGUUUGUUCUUAAAUUAUGAUUUCUCACUUAUUCUGAUAUAUUUUCUGCUUAUCGUACCUAAGCAGUUUUCUGCCAAAUACUUAUAACCAUCGAACUCCACUUAUACUGGAGUACAAUAAUUAAAUAAUAUGUUAUCCCUUUCUCUCAAAUUAACAAUUUUCACUUAAAAAAUGCAGGUACUGGAAACUGCAUCUUUAACUUCCUUUCCUGGAAUUAUGAAAAUUAAGAAGUGAAAAUAAUUAGCAUAACUUAUAAUUUCAAAGCAUCGAAAAUAAAAAUUAAAAAAUAUACCAGUGAAUAUGUUCUACAUCAAAAAUAUCUAAAAUAUGGAGCAAAUGUCCUAUUUUGUGUCAAUAUAAAUUUAACAUUUUUAUACAAUCCUGAAAAAUAACACAAAUAUAAUUUUUAUAAUAUCCGGGUUUAAUGGAGAAACUUCACAUUACAAAAUUAUUGGGCUGACAUUUUAAGCCCGUAUAACAUUUCAACAUUGUACUCUGUCCAACAAAUUAUGCAAUUAUCUUCACGAUUACAGUUGUAAUAAUUCAGUAAUUUAUCAGUAAAGAAGGAUAAUUUAAAUUUAUGGAUAGCAUUUAUAAAUAAUAAGUCGUAUAUGCGUGUAUGUGUUUUAGAAUUAUUAAAAAGAGAAUUCAACCAGAAGAAGCUGAGGUUAGAUUUUUUUAUUAUAUCAUACAGUAAAAUGUUUCAGAGAGUGUACUUUAGUGGGAGUCCCUUGAUAUUACACUCUCUUUUUAGAGAGCGCAAUAUUAAGUUACCCCUCCACCUUUUAUGGUAUUGAGAAGAGGUCCAUGUGUUACAGUGUAGUGAGUUUGAACUAAUGGUAUGCUCAGUAACGUGUCAACUCUCGUAACAUAACUUUGAAUAAAGGAUCACGAAUAUUAAGUUAAAAAAGACAGAAUUGUAAAAAUGUGCCUUCAGCAGUUCAUUGCAACGAACAACCGCAUUCAGUUUAGCUGCAUUUUAGCUAAAUGCCUAAGCACAUUUUGCAAAGUAUCUCUAUCUCAAGAAAGCGUAUUUCGUUUCAUGAGUUUUACUACUCUUUGUAAUUAUUUUAAAACAUGUAGUAAUUUCAAACGUUUUGUCUUCAUUUGGCUUAGAUGAUAAUUCUGUUACGAAGUUCCAAGGAAUAUUUUAGCAUUUACGACGUCGAGUUUCAUUUUGAAUCUGAUUAUUCAUUUAUUUACAUGUACUAAAAUUAGCAGUAUUUUUAAAUGAACUAAUGCCAGCAACUGUUUAUUAUUAAUUCCGUAUUUUGCUUUUUAGCCAUUAAUCUUAACACAUAAAAGCAGUUUUUCUUGUCUUCUGAUAUGAAAUGAACGUGAGCAUUUAAAUUGUUCAGGAGGUAACUUAGAUUAUGUUCUCUAGAUCCAGACCUGUUGCGUUAUAACAAAGGACUAAUUUUAUGUUUGUAGAGAACAUAAUUAAUUCUUUAUGUUCUCUUUUUAGUAUAACUGUAUUAUAAUUAUUAUACUUGAAAACAAGAUUGCAAAGACUCUGUUAUUGUUCCCUAGUAAUGAACAAAAAAUUUUCUCAAAACUCAGUCCUUAGCACUUUUCCAGGAGACACUUGUGUUUUUACAAAAUCCUGGAUGAUCUUAUCCUUUCUGAAAAUAGAUGGCUCUGCUGAGAGAGAAAUUUAUGUCAUUUGAAACAUGUUUUACUACUUUUACAUUUCUUUAAUUUAAAUAUAACAAUUUCCCUAGUUUAAAGCUCAUAUUAAUAAUCAAAGUAGUCGAACUUAAAUUGUGCCUCCUGAAGUAUUUUAUUAAAUUUUAAAUUUGUUGAAAAUUCGUUGAAAAUUUUUAUUCUUUCUAUAAACAAUCUAUUAUUAAUUUUUUCUACAUUUUGAAUUUGCAUUAUUACCAUAAUUUUGUCUUUCUGGAGGCUUUGCUGGAAUUGUGUAAUUUACUUCUGCUUACACUUUACAUGCAAACAUUGUUGCUGCUGUAAAUUAUUUCAUUAUUUAAUAGUGAAAAUUAUUAGAUAAUGAAGUAUAAAUCAAUUUAUUGUUUGAAAAAAGAAUCAUGAGAAGCAAUAGUUUAUAAUCGACAUCGGGGAAAUCAAACAGUUUGAAAUUUCAUAAAUUUUCCCGCAUGUGUUUUUGUAAAAAAAGUUCAAUUUUUUAACUAACUUGAUCUUUUAUUUUCAUUUCUACAAGGGACAAAAUAUUUCCUAGAGGAUUCUACUUAAACAUAAUACCACUUGUUUUAAGAUACAGCAAAUUCCCUAUAUUUAUGAGAAAUCGUUUUGCAACUAUUAACAAUAAAACAUAGUUUCGAGAUUUUAUUGGGAAGAUAAACUAUAAAAUAAGAAAAAGUAUUUUUUAUUUACUUAGUUAGUUUUUUAGAAAUGAUAAAUUAGAAGUUUAAUAUAUAAGUAAUAAAGGUAAAGCUCAUUAAAUUUGAGAAUAUUUUUUAUAAUGGUACAUGUGAUAGAAAUUUUAUGAAAUUUCGAAACGUUUGAUUUCUUAGACAUUGACUCUACUUUAAGGCACUAUAAGAAGGACACGCUCUUUGUAAAGAAAAAUUUUUAAUUUGAGGAAAAUUUCAUGAAAAACAUGAUGUGAAUGAAAUAGUGAUUCACUUUCAAAAUUGGAAGAAUCAAGUGCAUAUGGUGUGCAAUACAGCAAGCAUCAUAUGCACAAUAUAUGUCAAGCAGAACUUUUUUUAAAUCUUUCCUAAAUUUUAUUUACAUUAUUAGAGGUAUCCAUAAUCAGCCUAAUUCAUGAAAAGAAGGACAUCAAUUUAUAUUCUCUGAAAAGACAAAUUAACCGUUUUUGAACAUACAAAAGCAAUUAGAGCAAUUUCCAUAUAUCGAUAUGCUUUGUAAUUUCAUAUCUUCAUAUAUAGAUACACUUCUUACGUUCUUUUAUUUUCCAGAAAGAAAAAUUAAUUAAUUAAUUUUUUCUGUGUGUUAAAUGCUAAUUUAAUUUUAAAAUUAAGAUAUAUUUUAUUGAGUUUUACUGAAACAUAUUUUACUGACUCUAAUAAUCAUUAAGACUAUAAAUUGCGAUUUUAUAAACUAUUCAAGCAGAAAAUGUUCAGCUGUGUAAAACUAAAAUUAAAUAAAUAAAAGACCAAUUAACCAAAAGAAAUAUUUGCAGAGCGAAUUGAUGCACAAUAUAUUGUUUGUUCCAUUAAUGGACAGAAAGUCGUUUGGUCAAACGAUUUUUGUUGCAUUUUGUUGCACAAAGAGACAAAAAUCUUACUUUUAGACAUCGGGACUAAAGUGUUUUUAAUAUAUAUCAUAAACAGUUCUUUUGUGCCAUUCAAUUGAGGAAGAUAAAAUGUAUAAAACAUUUGUAUAGGUAUAUAGAACUCUUAUGUUCACUGUUAUUUGGAACCAUCCUUUUCUGAUACCUAUAUGUACUUAAAUGCAUCCUCAGAAAUGAAUUAAAAAUUAUACAACAUAUAUAUAGUUCUUGAAGUGAUAGAUCCUUAAGAAAAUUUGCUAUUAUUUUCUGAAAAUAACAGCUCAAAAUUACCAAAAUAUUAAUUUAAAGACUAUAUAAAGACUAUAUGACGAAAUUUAAUGCCUUUGAUAAUAAGUUUACCAUUAUAAGUUAAAUUUUACAUUCCAGCAAAAUCAUGCCUUCAUUGUUUAUUCGAUGUUUUAAAACAUAGGUACAAAUAAUGCCGUUAUGGUUACAGAGUCUUUGAAAAUUGAAUUUUUAAAUCACAGCCUCACAUAUUUGUCUUUUAUAUAUUUUAUAUAUUCAUAAAAUUUAAAAGCUUUCUUUUAUUCAGCACUCUAUACCUGCAUUUAUUUAGUGCAUACUACUGUAUUACCUCAUAUUUGCUGUUUCGUUCUAGUUUAUAGGUACUGUUAUUUUAUUAUUUUAUGUUUUUAUCAAUGUUAUAAAAAAUGUCGUAUAUGCCAUUUAUACUUUAGUACAAAUAUUGGGUCUUCCAGGAAAGUCUGGUCAUUUCAUGCCUUAUACAUUGUUUUAAACACCCAUAAAUAUUUUGACUGCUUGAAGCAGUUUCUCGUAUGCCACCACUGUUUACGUAAGCUUUAAGCACCUACAGUAGAAUACGAUGCACAUAAGCGCUUUCUUCGGAUUUAUAGCUUAAUGUGUCAUGUAUAUAUCACUAACCUAUAACAUAAAUAAAAAAAUAGAAACAUUAAAAACAAUUGCAUUAUUUAAUUUAUUUCAUGAAUCAGUUAUUAAUAUGAAAAUUGCUGAAAUAUCUUAAAAUGAUUGGCCUUUUCAUGAAGAUCCUAAAGCAAAAGAUGUGAAAGGGAUAAAGUUAUGAUCCUUUAGCUUAAGUGAGAACUCUGAUUGAUGUUAAAUAGCUUUGUUCGACUUCAGCAGUGAUGCCAUUAAACAAAUGAUUACAAAUAAAUAUCAAAUUACAAAAAUUAUAAACAAGUACCUAAAUAUGCGUUCGCCUUUAGAAUACUCAAAAAUAUUAAAUCCAUUUGAUACCUUAAUCGAAUCAAAUAAAAAUGUUUUCAUCUUUUUCUUUUUUAAAGAGCUUAAAAGAAUUCCACAAUAAUCAAUUAACACUGUUUUAACAUUAAUAAACUACUAUUUAAAUUAUUACUUAGCGAAAUGUUUCGAAUCAAUAUUCACUUAGUUUCGAAAAUGAAUCUCUGCUGAAGUUCGAUCUAAGCACUUUUACAUUAGAUAUACAAUAGUAUUUAUAAAAUAUAAGCAUAGAGAUUUUUGUAUUUUGCAUAUUUUUGAAAUCUUAGUAAAGCUUUAUAGGAAAAUAUAUUUCAUGUAGCGUUAAUUCCUGUACCCAAUUUGUAAAUUUCUAUUUACUUAUACUGUCCAUGUUCUUCAUGCGUGUGUGUUGAAUGUGUAUAAUAUUUUUAAAUUAUUUGUUUACUUAUUAACUGAAGAUGUAAUGUCAGCACGCUGAAAGCACGAAUCUGCUAAACAGUUGUUAAAAGAAAGUUGUUUAAAUGUGGAAAUUUUAAAAAUCUUCAUAAAAUUCGAGUAAGAUUAUUUACACAAUAAUUCUCUCAUAUGCGUCCUAAUCUUUUGGCUCAGUAUAGAACAACGAAAACAACCUCGAACAGGUAUUUAAGUGAGAAUAGAAAGCCCAUAAUGCAGAUUCUUGUUUUUGGUAUGUUUGCUGACGAUGUGGUAGUAAAGUUGUAAUUAUUCUAUCAUCAGGGAAAUUUGAAGUAAUUUUUUAUCAAUGAAGUAAAGCACCUUUGUUAAUCUUCAUUUCCAAAUGAAAAUCUCUUGGCUUAUUAAAAUAGGUAUUGUUAAUUUUUGCAAAUAAUUUACAAAGAAUUUAAGUAUUUUAAAACAAAGCUAGGGGAAAAUUAUUAAUAUUUUAUCGUUCUUGAUUACUUAUCGGAAAAUUUAGAAAUAAUGCGCUUACUUGGUUUUGUACUAGUUGUUUGCUAAUCGUCGUUUAAUAUAUUAAAAAUUGAAAUUAUCGACAAUAAUCAUCAAUAUCGGCAAGUUGAUCAUUCUUAAGGGAAAUUAAAAAUUAGUUCGUUAUUUAUAAAUGACAGCUCAGCUUAAACAUAAACCAGUUAGUAUAAAUCUUUGCAUAAUUCUUAAUAAGAGAAGUAAUUUAAUUUUCCAGAGCUGUGUUCUUUUAAUACCCUUCUAGAACUUUAAAAUAAAAAAAUAUUGCUUUUUAGAGAUAAAACUUAUUCUAGUGUAGUUGUCAUCAGCACACCUAUAUUGAUAUAUUUUCAAGAUUUUAUUAUUGAUUAAUCCUAUACGAUUUAUAAACAUAAUAUCCAACAUAAAUUCCCUUCUCAUUCUUUAUUUUGCAUCUUAAUUGUUCACGUUAAUUGCAUCCUCUGAAGCACGUUUUAAAAACCUUUAGUUAUAAAACCCAAAAUUUAAAUUUAAGUGUAUAAGUAAAUAGCUAAUUAAAAAGCUCUUCUAAAAGGGAAUUGCACUUCCAGAUUUUGUAAUUUGUAACAAAAUAUUAAUAAACUAUAACAGAGUAAUGUAUAGACUGGAUACGUGAGUAAAAGCAGUAUUUUAUAAAAUGUGAUGCAGUCAGUUAAAAAGCCGUUAGAUUUUAUUAAUGUGAAUAAUUUCACUGCAUCAUUGUGUUUCAUGAUUGUUUAUCUCCGUUAUCGAUAAAUGGUAUAACCCCAAAAUAAAUAUUUUUCUUGAAAAUUAUUACUGAAAAGUAAUAAAAUUGGAAGAAAAGUUAGUAAAAGGAGCAAAAUUUACACUGCAAUAACAGUUUAGUGGCCUUUAAAUAUAUGAAAUUUUUGAUAAAACUUUAUAGUAAAUAUUUAGAAAUUCCUCUGUGAAGAAUACAUAUGUAUACAUAUGUGUAUGUGUGUGUGUGUGUGUAGGCAAGGCGUAACAAAAGUCUCCAUAUACAAGGAGAAAUAAUAUGUUUUAAUACAAUGCGCUUUCAUUAGGUUGUAAUUACUCAGGACAUCAUAUACCCAGAUGCAUGGAUCACCUUAAAUUUUAUAGGCUGGCAAGAAGAAUAAGAAUAUUUCUAAUAAAUCAUUAAAAUAUCUGAGGAUUAUCCAGCGCUUGCUGCCAAUGCUGUAGAACAAUAAGAAGCACUUAUAAUCAUAAGCACUUAAAAUAAUAGCAUAAUAAGAUCGGUGGAAAAAAUAGAAAAAAGUAAGAUAAAAGCCAAGAGUUGGAGAUGACAAAAGGAAGGAUGAAGAAAACUUUUGGAAUUCUUGAGAAUUACGAUAUAAGGAAAUUCUUAAAUGGAACUGUUAAACUAAGUGAAUAUGACGUUUUCACUUUAAAAAUAUAUUAUUUAUUUACAUUUUUCAUGGAAAUGAAAAUCGUGCCAUAGCGCAUAGUGCACAUCUGCAUGAUGCUCAAAGGAAAGCCGUACGGAGCUUAUAAGUUUUUAGAUUUGGAAAAAAUAAGUUGUGACAUAUAUGAAGUCAGAAAUGCAAAACCAAGACGAAAGGUGAAAUUAUUGUGUUGGGGACAUAUCAGUAAUGAAAGGUAAUUUAAGGUAAAUUCAAAACUUUGAACCUGUUAGACAGCACCGUAAAUGCAACAAUUUCAUAGUAUAACAUGAAAAUUAAACGCUGAAAAGCAGAGAACUCACACUUUCGAUUUCUAGUUAUUCGAGAAAUCUAAUUUUGCUGAAGUCUGCUGCUUUAAAUCUAAUCUUCAGUUUUUAUAGUGAAAACACAAAAGUUUGCAAUACUCAGUUAGCUUAACAAUUUUAUCCAACAGAGUGUGUUAAUAAAUCCAAUAUUUGCUGAUGAGUUUUAGGCAUUUAACAUAAAAAAAAAGCUGGACUGCAUUUGAAAGAAAUUUUCCAUCCCUUUCAACUGUCACUGCAAGUAAAAUUCCAUUUUCAGAUUUUGAAAAUCAUUUAACGGAAACAUAGCAACCAAUACAAGAAUACCGAUAGGGCAGAUCAGCCAUAUAUUAUAAUGAGAUGGGAUUUAAUUUAGCAGGAAGUAAUCGUACUAGAUCGGGCUCUUUACUCGAUCGAUAUGUUCUUGUUUCUCAAUAUGUUCAGCUUAAAAUUUGAUAUGAACAAGUACUAAUUUUCCCUGUGUAUAGAGACUUAUGGGGCACAUUUUAUGUAUAUAUGUAUAUUAUAUAAACAGCUAAUGCUUGACUACGUAGAAAAAAUUAAAAAGUAAUUUAGUAAAGUAGCUGUUAAAGUCCUGAAUGUUAAAACUUUAAAGAAAAGCAAUGUUAACGUUCUAGGUAACGAUCAUAUUUUAAAAUGUUUCAAAUCCCUAAUGUUAAUCUAAAAAUGACUAUAAUGUUUCAUAAUCCAACCCUAACAACCUUGAAAAGAAACUUAACUGAUCUUUCUAAAAAUAAAAAAAAAUAUUGUUAGACUUAUUCAGAGUUUGGUUUUAAUGCUUUCAGGAAGCUCAGAUCUUUUUAUUAGAAAUAGUGCUGUAAUCUCUGAUUUUCCCUCUUUGAAAAGGUAAAGCUUAGACAACUUUAUUCAGUCCCUUCAUCUAGAAAUUAGUUUAGCUGCAACAGUACUCAGUGAUUUUUGUAUUUAUAAUAAGAAGUAUCAACCUACUUCUGAGUGAGUGUAAAUAUGUGAUCUUAAUAUGCGGUAACGCACCAUCACUUUAACUAAGCAAGACGUGUACAUUAUGUGAAUUUUAGAAUCACGUUAGACUAUUGCAGUCCUUGUGCGUACGAUUUGCGUUUAAUUCAUUUAGAAUAAAAGAUUAUUGCAAAUAAAACAAAUUUAUAUGCUUUAGAUUCAAAAGAAACUUCAUAGUUUCUUCUGAGGAUACUUCAUGGCAGUGCAUAAGCUUCUCGUUACACAAGAUAAAUAACUGUUUAAAAUAUUUUCCGCUGUGAUGUAUUUCAUUUAAUCCAUGUUAAACAACUGAAAGAGUAAAAUACUUAUAUUUUUCAUCAAUAUUAUGUUGAUGAGUACUUUAUUAUAUAAGUAAAUAGACAAGACAUACUGUUGCCAAACAAAAAAAAAAAAAAGCAAUUUAACUUGUACAACUAGUCGUCCCAAAAGCUUACAAUUAUCAGACUUUCUUAAAUUCUAAAUAAAAAUCGAAAUAACAGAGUAUGAAUGGGAGAUCAUUUUCUCAUACUAAAAUAUCUUAAAUACAAAUUAAGGAGCUAAAGAAAAUUACCUUAAUGUGUUAUUAGAUACUUAGUGUUAUAUAGGAAACAUUCAUAAACAAAUUAGUACUCAAGAAUGAAACGUUUAUGAUAUCAAACCCAUGACACAGAAUAAUGUGACACAUUAUGAUGGCGAUAUGCAGGAUGUAACUUAUGAAACGUACCCCAUACUAUUAUAUAGAUAUAUUUUUAGGAAAAUCAUGAAAACAUAUAUUCCAAUGUGCUUGAAAGGAACGAAAUGUGCCUAAAUACACUGUUUUUCUUGUUGUUUUUCUCAAAGUUUGUGAUUCGAUAUUUUUCACUGUCGAUAAGUCGUCUUUCUAGUGUAAUGAGAAGUUAUAUUUAUCCCUUGCAUUUUGAACAGGUUAGGAAACUCUAGUAGCUUCUCAAUCCAAUUGUAUAUUUAAAAGCUAAAAAUUCAGGGCAAAUUCUUGGCGAUGUUGCAGCCCACAUAGUAGAAAUUGUCUUAACUCCAUACUUUUUAACUUUGGCUGUUCAAGUCGACAAAAUUAAAUCACUCUUUAUCUCUAAACGUUACGAGUCCCAGAAAAUGAGAAAUAAUCUAUUCUAGCAAGACGUUGAGAAAGCUAGCGUAAACGUUUAUAAUUUAUGAAACUCUGACCAGUGGGUUGCGUUUCAUAAAACACAACCCGUGAGUAAAACGAAAUAAUCUCGGUAAUUAUUAGUGAAGUUUUCAAUUUUGUGCCUUCUUGAUAAUCAUUUUAUUUUUUUUCCCUUAAAUCUAAAUCUUGAAAGUUAAAAACUGCAAAUAAAAGAAAUUCUAAUUGAGGAAAAUCAAAAUUAACAGAAUAAGAAUGAAAAACGAAAUGUUCAAUGAUAUUCGAACUUUUAAAGUUUAAUCAUAGCGUUAUUAUUAUGUUGUACGUCCGUUUAUAUUUGUCUAGCCACUAGAAAAAAUAUCAUUCGUGGAUAUCAAGAUAUUACAUAUAUGUAUAUACAUAUUUAUAUAUUACUCAUUUUAUGGUUCUGCUAAUUUCCUUGCAAUAAUUUAUUUAUGGAUUUUUAAAAUCGAAAACUACAGUCUAUUUAUUUAUAAUUGUCCUCCGUGAUUUUUUAUAUUAUCUUUAAAAAUCAUUUAUGUAGCUAACUGUUAGCAACUCAAGUCCAAAUCUGAAGAUUGCCGUAUGUGGAGUCAUUUUAAUAUAUGCAUAUAUAUAUAUAUAUGUCUAUUUUACUCAGAUUCGUUGUAGUGUAUAGGAAAUAUAUCUAAUGCAUAAAACUGGGCUUCUAUUUAUUGAAACUAGAGUUGCUACGAUGUUAAGCAAUAAGAAAGAACUGAUGCGUGUAUGAAAGUGAACCACUGCAUUAAAAUCUAGAAACAUUUUGGCAACUACUUCAUAACAUCGAAAACACCACAAAGUGUAUAACACAACACAAUGAUAUAAAGCCACCAGUCGGUAACAGCUUACUCUCCAGCACCUUUAUCGUUAACUUAUUUAUUUUGUAUAUAAAUGAGCUAUUACAUUUAUGAGAUAUGUGUUUUAGGAGAGUAUCUGAUCGUAUAUAAUGUCUUUUUUGCAUAAAAGAAACAUCUUUGUGAUAAUGUGAAGAUAUGAUAUGAUAAUGUGCUUUAUGGUUGGAUUCUUGUUGUUGUGCUAUUUUGAAUGAAAUUUCAGGAGCUAUAUCAUGUGAAUAUAUGUCGUAUGUGUUCUCUGAACUCUUAUAAAUGCGCUGGAAAAGAAUUGUCUAUUGACCAGAUAUAUAUUGAACUUGUCUUUAUCACAUAUUUUCAUACAGAUAUUAUUCCAUAGUACCGUAAUUUUUAACGCCUUUGUACUGCAUCGUUACUUAGCAAACUUUUGACUCUUGUUAAGGAUAUUACUAAUAUUUUAUUUUGAAAUUUAUAGAAGAUUUAGCUUGCAUAUAAAUUAUAAUUCAAGUUAUAUAAUAUGUAAUAUGUUUAACGUGUGUACAAAAUAUAGUCUAUUACUAUAUACUUAAAUGUAUUUAGCGCAUCCAUUUACAAGUCUAGUAGCCCAAUUCUAGAUAGUUGAUACUCGAAAGUUAAAUAUUUUUAUCGCAUUAUGAAGUUGAAAUUUGAUAUUUGUUUAACAGUCACUUGAAUAGUAGAUUGUAGUGAAUCUUUCUAUUAUGCAAAUUAUUAAUGAAUUGAUUUUAGAUGAUUAGAAUCAAAUGAAAUCUGUCCUUCGUUUUAUUAACUUUUGGUGUGUAUUCUUAAUUAAUUUUCAUUAUUUGAACUUUAUGUGUAUAAACAAGAAUUAGUAUAUGAUUUUGCACACUUUAUGUAAUAUGUACCGAAAAAUAUGGAAAUUUAUCUUAUGCAUAAGAAGGUGCCUUUAAAUACCUUCUUAAAAGUUUGGAAUGAAAGUAAUGCCUUCUUUAUUACCAAAAAUCAAAACCUUUAUCGUGAUAUGUAUAUGUAAAUAUUUUUCAAAAUUUAAUGCUAUUGAUGUUUGUCAUAUAUUAUAAAAAAAUUUUCAAACUUAUUCAAUGCGCUAUGCAUUAAAUAAGAUUUUGAUGACAAAGCAAAGCAAUGAAUCUUACAUUCAUCACUUUAUUGGGCAAUUCCAACAUUAUUAUCACUAUGUUUCAUAAAUAAAAUACAUAUCCGAUUAGCCAUACUUAUUUCAGUAGUCAAACGAUUCAUUUGUUUUCUUACAAAUCUUUCAAAUAUGGUUUUCUAUAUUAAAUCUGAACAAAACAUCAUUAUAUGAUAAAUCUACUUCUAUAAUUAAGUUUAUUAUUUAAAAUUAAAUUAAUUUUUACAGAAAUCAAAACGAAGAUCUAGUCUAAGCUUCAUCUUCCAAAACUCAUUUAUUUCAUAAUGACACAGGCUUUCACAAUGAAGUAAAAAUUUAUGGUUCUUAAGUUUCUAGCAAAUUUUAAUCGUGAAUUUAACUACAGAAAAGAGGAAUAUUAUUUACAUAAUACUUUUGGGAAUGUUGUAACUUAAAGAAUUUGAUUUGAAUCAUGCAAAUUUUUUUUCGGUUUGUUAUAAAUUGAUGCAAAUGCUUCACGUAUAUAAUUGAACAAUUUAAAUUGUAGAGCGCAAAUUAAGACUGAUUAGAGGGUUUGGCUCUUUAAUCUAAAGGAACCACAAUUUUGAAUCGUGACUUUUGGGUUUAAAUCUUAAACUAUUGUUAUAAUGGUGAAAGAAUUUUAUAGUAUUCAAAGGAAAUUAUUUACACAUUUCAAGGUUCAAAAGUUAUGAAGGAGCUUGAAAAAUAUCAGAUAGUGUUUGAAACAUUUUAUACUCCAAAUUCAAAAACGCAGUGACUCCAUAUGACGGUAAUAACACAAUGCUGUAAUAAAUAUUCAGUUCGUUAAAUUGCAUUUAAUUUGAUCAAUACCUCUUUUUGAACUUAAGCUUUCGAAUUUGUCGCAACCUGAAAUAAACAAAAGUUAAUAUGAUUUGAUGUUGAUAAUGCGGAUUUUACUUUAAAUAACUCACAAAUUUUCUUUUAUUAUUAUUAUUACUAUUAUUACUAUUAUUGUUAUUUGGAUACAGCAAGUUAGAACUUUACCAGUUACCAAAGUUGAGUUUUAAUGUGCAUCUCCUGUAUCGAAGUUAUCAAAAGCAUUCAUUUCGAAUUCGGAAUUUCAAAGUUAGAACUUUAAAACUUUUUUUACAAAAUUAUAUCAUUAUAAAAGAUGUUCUUAUUUUUUUCCUUUGUAGUUUAAAUUUGUCUUUCCCCAUUUCGAAUUUUAUAUUUCCAGAACUUCUUCAGCAUACAUGUGCUCUCUGUAGUUAGCUCUCUAAACAGCAUUAACUGACUGCAUUUUCUGCAAGCCCAUUGGCUGUAAAGCUCUACAUUUAUUUCUCAAAACUAAGCAAAAGUAGAGUUUUCCCAGUAAUAAGUUACCAUUUAGUUUAAAUAAGUAGUUCAGAAACUUAAGUUUAAAGACGAAUACAAUUUUCAAAUGGGAAAGUGCAUUUAAAACUUCGAAGAAGUAUAAAACCAUAACCUUAAUGAAAACAGUUACAAGACUAUCGAAUUCAGUUGACAGUUGCUGCGCCUUAGUAUUCCUGAUUUAGAUAUGUAUUAAUCCAAUAUAAAUCGGUGGAGUUCUAUUUUUUUCCCUGGUCGUGAUGAACAUACAAGUAUCUUGAUAAGAUGAUAGUUCUCGUCCUAAAUAGGUAAUUUACCUAAGCAAGUGCACAAAUACCGACUGUUGAAAGGGAUAUUCUUCAUGAAAGGUUUUCUACAAAAAAUUGGCUUCUAAAUGCCGGAAAACGCAGUCUCCUUGUGGUCUCUGUCUUAAUCAGAAUUGACUACAGGAAAAAAGUAUGACAUCUAGUGUUAUUCGUUUAAUCAAUUUAUUAAUUCUAAUCGUCUCUGAAGGCUUGAAUCCAGAUUGUAGCUGUCUGACAAGUCUAACUUUCUAUUCAAGAACUAGUCGGCAUUUAUUCUAACUGCAUUAUAUUUUUAGUGUCUGUCUUCCAUCAAACACUCACAGAAACCUGAAUUUACUAAUUAAAUUAUGUAAAAUUAUCUGAUGCUUCUUAUCUUAAAAACAAGAACUUCUUUGAGAAAGGCUAUUAUGUGGUCUGAUUCAGUUUAUGCUGUACAUGUGAAAGCUCCUUUACAUGCGAUCCUUAAAAGUUUAACAUUGUAUGAAUAAGAGUCGAAACAAUAUAAAAAGAAGGCGUUUAAAUUGUAUCUCGCUAAUACUUCGCAGCAGAAUUUAUACGCACUGCAUACAUAUGACAGAUGAUAGCUGUUCUGCAAAUGAACUGAUAUUUUCGUUUACAUUUCUAUGCAUAAUAAUAAUACAAUAAUAUAAAUUGCUAAAUGAAAGAUCUAAUGGCUAAAACACUUCAGAACAUUUAAAUGGUAUUGGCGAAACAGAGUUCCAACAGUAUCGGCCUCUAGCAUUUUAUGAAUGAAUGCUAGUGUCUCUCUAAAUGCCGAAAGCAAUGAAAGAGUUAAUCUCCGUGAUAUAAUAAGAAUGGUCACUGAUAUGCUAUACUAAGAAAAGACAAUUUGUUUCGUCACAACUUCAGCUUUUCCACCCUUCAUAUCUUUUAAAUGCCUUAGAUUCUAGUGCCAAAUCUGCUACAACUUUAAAAACAAUUCACAAAUAUGAUUCAAAGAUUCACAAAUAUGAUAAAACAAAUAUGAUUUAAAGAAUUUUCACAAAUAUGAUUUAAAUAAUUUUCACAAAUUUGAUUUAAAGAUUUUUAUGACUGUUUUUCGGCCCAAUGCUUUCGCUUUCAUAAAGGUUCUAACUAGUAUCUAAUUAAGCAAAGAACAUGUAAAAAAUAUUAAGUGAUAAAAUAAUGAACAGUAAAUAUCUGAACUAAGUUUUAUGUAAUAUGAUGAGUAAGACUGUAAUUUCACGUGAUCUCUUUCUAAACUGAGAUUUAAUAUAUAAAAUGGUACAUUCAAUGCAAUGUUUUUAGGUUAACUGUAUACUGAUAUCAAACAAAAGGAAAAAUAUCUUGAUGGUUAUUUGAAAAAAUUCCAAGUGUAUGUUAUUGAAAACCUUUACCCUCAUUCAUUUAGAACACAUUAGUGUAAUGUGUAAGGUCAUUCCAAAUUGUCAGAAUUGUUAUUAACUUGGUAAGAUUCGAUGACUCUUAUUGUUCAUGAAAUAUUUAUAAAGUUUAGUAUCUAAAUCAUUUUAAUUAAAUCUUACCUUUUUAUGCAUGAUCUGAUAGUCUAUUUCUAAUAGAUGUGAAAUUUUAUUCUGUGGUAAAUAUUUCAUGAAAUUUUAUAUUUUUAUUAGUCGUGUCAUUUAAAGGCCUUUUUUCUUCAAUUUUUCCUCGAAUCUUGCCAUGACUAAUUUAAUAAAAGUGUAGAAAUAUAUUUUUCCUCAUGACUGUGCAGCUAUUAUAUAGGCAUUAUUGAGAAACUUAUAUUCAUUAAUCUUCUAAACAUCUUGAUGUUAUAGAUUUAUUGAAUGAUACGACACGAGUUUUAUCAUUGGUGCUGAAGAAUGGAAAGAAUAAUAAAAAUCUUUUUUUUAAACUUA
Messenger RNA from Stegodyphus dumicola, 17162 nucleotides. Its product is annotated as sodium/potassium/calcium exchanger Nckx30C-like. Gene Ontology annotation, biological process: calcium ion transmembrane transport; intracellular calcium ion homeostasis. Lineage: Eukaryota; Metazoa; Arthropoda; Arachnida; Araneae; Eresidae. Gene Ontology annotation, molecular function: calcium, potassium:sodium antiporter activity; calcium channel activity. Gene Ontology annotation, cellular component: plasma membrane. The record is from RefSeq and is a predicted model, not a curated record.